This is a messenger RNA of Owenia fusiformis, 1579 nucleotides long. The record is from the annotation of a GenBank genome assembly. NCBI's taxonomy places the organism in Eukaryota, Metazoa, Annelida, Polychaeta, Sabellida, Oweniidae.
AUCAAUAUGUAUGUGGACGUUCACUGUUUAAUCAUUUUGAAAUCAACAUUGUAAUUGGAGACAAUACAUUAUAUCACUUUAUCAAAAACAAUGUUUAGUUAAAAUGUAUACGAAAAGACCUGGUAAAUGGGUCAAAAGAAUUGUAGGAUUAUUAGUAUGUCUAAACCUUGUCAUGGCAUUAUAUCUCUCUAUGUCAUACAGUUUUGUAUCAGUGGUCAAAGAAGAGGACAAUUCGGGAUAUAUAAAAGCCACGACCAAGAUGAGAAUUGAAGAAGGGACCAAUGAUGGAAUUAACUCCAAUGAUCCUGCAUACUCACCUAGAAGCCCACGGGUGCUCUGUUGGGUGCCAUCAUUCCCCGACUCUCUCCACAAAGCCUGGGCAGUGAACAACACAUGGGGGGAAAGAUGCGAUAAAUUCUUGAUAUUUAGUUCAACGGACAACAACACAUAUGGCGCAAUAGGUUUAAAUGUGUCGGAUAAAUACUCAGUGCUCGUUCUGAAAGUCCGAGCAGCAAUGACUUACAUCUAUGAGAAUCAUUUCAAUGAUUUUGAUUGGUUUAUGAAGGCUGAUGACGACACUUUCGUCCUUGUUGACAAUUUGAGAUACUUCCUAAAAGACAAGAACUCAUCAGAACCUGUCAUGUAUGGUCAUCAUUUUGUACCAUAUCUCCCGGGUGGAUACCUAAGUGGCGGGGCAGGGUACGUGAUCAGCAAGGAAGCCCUGAGGAGGUAUGCAGAAGAGGGUUUGCAUAGUACUUGUAGGAUGAUUGAGAAUGCAGAAGAGGAUAUUGAAACUGCAAACUGUUUAUCAAAACUAGGUGUAAAAAUUGGAGAUUCUCGAGAUAGUACGGGACGAAGUAGAUUCCAUUGUUUUGCUCCGGUUCAUGCCAUUCUGGGCUGGUUCCCAGACUGGUACAACGAGUAUGAUAAAUACAAUGCAACAUAUGGACUGGACCAGAUAAGUGACAGGCCAAUAUCUUUCCAUAAGAUUAGAUGGUCUCAGAUGUUUGGUUUGGACCUAAUGCUUUACCAUGUGGCGAAACAUUAACAGUGACAGGAUCUGACUUCACCCCAUGACAUCUAGUCACAAAGUAAUCGGAUCUACUCCGGACUUACAAACAUCAGGCCCAAGAAUGCAGUAUGACCAGUGACCUAUAUUCAACCAGAUAUGCUGCUUGACCAUUGAGAUACUGUAGGACGAUCGUAUAUGAUUUGGCUCAUGCUACACGUAGGAAUUAUGAUUCCUACCCAAGGCAAAAGGUUGGGCGCGCCGAUGGCUGAUAUUUUAAAUAUACGUAGACCAUAUCGACUUGAUGGCUUAUUUGUAUUGAUGAAAUCAAGUUGGACACGACAGUAUCUAGGGUACCAUUAGGGGCCUCCGGCUGUAUUGCGUUUUUCACAGGGUGAACGGCUAAAUUCACAUCCAUCAUGUACAUGCCUUUUGUCUGAAACAAUAUAAUGUAAGAGAUCUUGAUGUGCAAAUAAGAUCGAUGCGGCACAUUUUCGUAUUGUGCACGUUAAAAAUAUAUAAUAUACAACACUGGGUAUUGAAUUGGUUCAAAAGUAGGUAAUAUUUUGU